AUGGUUGCAUAUCCCGGAGCCGACCGGGGUCUGGGAGCAGGGUUUAGGUCUACUGGCUCUGGGGACCCCUGGGAGGCUAACCACAGCUCUGUAAAACUGGGAAAGAGGCUGGGCAAAGGUUCCUUUGGAGAGGUCUAUCAAGGCCUUUAUAACAACACUCUGGUUGCAGUGAAGACCCUUAUACGUGGCACCAUGAACCCUCGGGACUUCCUAAAAGAGGCCCAGAUCAUGAAGACCAUGCAGCAUCCCAACCUUGUCCAGCUCUUGGCUGUCUGCACUAAGAAGGAACCCAUCUACAUCAUCACUGAGCUAAUGAAGAACGGAAAUCUGCUGGAUUACCUGAAGGACCGGGUUGGAAGGCUAUGCUUAAAUGACCAGAUUGAGAUGGCAGCUCAAGUGGCUUCCGGAAUGGCUUAUCUGGAGAUGAAGAACUACCUCCACAGGGACUUGGCAGCCAGGAAUGUGCUGGUCGGCGAGAACAACGUCUACAAGGUGGCUGACUUUGGCCUUGCCAGGGUCUUACAAGCCACACCAAUGCAGACCGGCGUGUAUUAUAUACCUGUAGGGAAUGCACUAUUCCCUUUGAGAUGGACGGCUCCUGAGGCCAUUGCCAACGAAAGGUUUACCAUCAAGGGUGACGUGUGGUCCUUUGGAAUCUUGCUGUAUGAGAUCAUGACCUUUGGGGGGAUUCCCUAUCCAAACAUGAACAACUCCGAGGUGAAACAGAAGGUUCACAAUGGGUACAAGAUGCCUUGCCCCAGAGACUGUCCCAGGCAUCUCCUCUGCAGUUUAUUACUGUGUGCUUGUGAUUGUUGAUGUUUUUUAUGUCGAGCUGUUCUUGUUGUUUUGUGGUUGUUUAUCCUAAGCCCAACUCUUGGGUGUUCUCCAUGUUCUGAUAAUUAUUCUUCAUGAAAAAUAUAAAAAACAGAACUGCUAGUGUGUGUGAUGAUUCAUUCUCUCUGUGGACGAGGAUCCCGGAGAGUGAGAAGUGUGUUUGUGUGUGUGCACUGCCUGUAGUGACACUUCUCUCUCCACAGUGAUGCUGGUAUCACUCCUGUUGUCACCACCAUCACCACAUCAGGUAAAGUAGCUGCUUCUCCUCUGAAAUUCCCUCUUGUCCUUUCUUCUAUCCGGUCACCUCUUCCAGCCACAGAGGUUAGGCUUCCACUGAUGUGGCUCUUUGACUUUUACUCUGCAUACAUUUCUCAUAAGCCACUAUGUCUCAUGUUGUCAUGCCAACAUGUGAAGACAAUCAGAAGUGGAAUAUCUGGUUGGUGACUACAAAAACACCAGGAAAUGAUGAGCGGAAGGUUUGGCAGCUCUGACUCUGCCAUGUUCCUCAGCAGAUAAAAGGUAUUAAAAACCAUAUAAUCUAAAAUGUUACAAAUACAAUCAAAGACCAUAGUUGUAAAAACACUGCUGCGCGAUUGGUCACUGCAACAGGGACCAAUCAGGGUGCAGCAUCUUCCACAGGAGUCACCAACGUCCCUUUUAUCUCCUC
Coregonus clupeaformis (lake whitefish) is the source of this 1501-nucleotide messenger RNA. Its product is annotated as tyrosine-protein kinase SRK2-like. Gene Ontology annotation, molecular function: ATP binding; transmembrane receptor protein tyrosine kinase activity. The record is from RefSeq and is a predicted model, not a curated record. NCBI's taxonomy places the organism in Eukaryota, Metazoa, Chordata, Actinopteri, Salmoniformes, Salmonidae. The transcript is spliced from 6 exons. Gene Ontology annotation, biological process: multicellular organism development; cell surface receptor protein tyrosine kinase signaling pathway; positive regulation of kinase activity. Gene Ontology annotation, cellular component: signaling receptor complex. The coding region runs from base 1 to 816 and encodes 271 amino acids.